CACAGCUAGUAUUACCAUCACUGCCCGUGCCACUAUGGCAGCGUAAAAUGGAGUCUAGUUUAAUUACCUAUGUUUGAGCUGUAGGUUUGUUUACAGUUUAUGUUUGGUAUCUUGUAAAUAUUAAUCAGUAAUGUACCGUAUUGUUACUGUGCUUCACAUUCUGAAACGACGUGCCAUAAAUACUUCAUUAUUUUUUACCUCAAUUUAAACGUAGCAACCUAACCUAUCUGUGAGUAUUUGUACGUACGCCUUCAAAGUUUGUUAAGAAUAGUGAAUUUAAUACUAUACGAAUUUAUCAGUGUACAUUUCUGGUGAAUAUUGAACAAUAUAUUUUGUAGUCAGUAUGCCAGAAAACAUGUCCAAACAAACAAAGCGGAAGAUCACAGUAGAAACAACGCUAAAUAAAAAUAAAGAUUCACAAAGGAGACCCAGUGUAUUUGAACGUUUGGGAACAAAAGCAACAACGUCCAGUAGCACCAAUCAGACUAACAAUGAGAAUUUCUGCAGACAUUGGGCCCAAAAUGGGAACUGCCCAUAUGGGAAAAAUUGCAAAUAUGCAAAUACACACACUUUAAUUAGUCCAUCAAAGCAACGAGCAGCAAAAAAGGAUGGUGACAUAAAACAAAAGCAGAGUCACGGUUCCAGUUCGAAGUUGAACGGUAAAGAUGAGCUGAAUAAACGCCUCCAUUCAACGGUGGUUGUGAAGAAGACGCACAGUCCAGACCUGAACUGGGAAAACUGGGAUCAAACUGACCUGGAGUAUGAGGAUGAAAAGGCACUGGAGAAAAGGAGGCAAUUACUUCAGAGAGAACUGGAACUACAGAUGAAGAGGGAGAAGGAGGAGCAGCAAAGACAGAAGAAAGACAAGAAGACCAAGAAGGGCAUCAGCAGCUCAUCAUCAACAUCUGCCACCUCGAGCAGCACUACUGAGUCGAGCUCUAGCAGCGAUGAUUCAAGUUCCACUUCAAGCUCCACGUCCGCAGAUUCUAGGAGGAGGAAAGCAAAGAACAAGAAACUGAAACGGGACUCCAGUUCUUCUGCUUCAGAAACAGACCGUGUGUCAAAGAAAAAAUCCAACAGGAGUGGAAAGCCCUCAGUUAAGGGUGGAAGUUCCCCUCCUCCUACCAAAAAGGCUCCUGUUGCUCGAAGAGUGGAGGACCAGCGUUCAUCUUCAACAAAAAGGCGGGAAUCAUCCCCCCCGGCAAGAAAAGCGCCCCCGGCCUCGAAGUCAGGGCAGCAGCCUGCAAGAAGACGAUCGCUGACUCCAGUAGGGCGUAACAGUAGUGGGCAUCGACGAAGGUCCCAGACUCCGCCGCAUUCUACUGGGGGCAAGAACAAAACUACAUCUUCUGCCCGAUCAUCACUCGGCGCGAAGCAACCAGGCGCAAAGCAUCAGUCUCCAAGACCAAACCGCUCUCUGUCUCUUGACAGGAAAGACAAACACAACAGAAGCGUAUCCCCACUGCGUCCAUCAAUAAGGGAUCGCGAUCGCGACAGGGAUAGGGACAAAGAGAAGGAUCGAGAACGUGAGAGGGAAAGGGAACGUGAUAAAGAGAGAGAACGGGAGAGGGAGAAGGAGAAAGAACGAGAGAAGGAUAGAGGAAGAGAAAAAGAGAAGGAAAGAGAAAGGGACAAGGAGAAGGAACGAGAGCGUGAGAGAGAAAAGGACCAUGAUCGUGGGAGAAGUCGAUCCCCAAAGACUAAAGCGAAAGAUCGCUCAUCUCAUUCUCCACGAAGAGAUUCUAGGCCACCGAAGGACUUGAGGAAGAAAGAUUCUCCAGAUUCAGGCAAUUCUAAGGACAAAGGUUACCGAAUUUCUCCUGCAAAAUCUCGGAGCAGCACUGGAGGUGGAAGAGGGCGUGAUGGUAGCCUCGACAGUAAACGUACUACUGGCAAGAGUUCGCCCAGGGACCUGGACAGAAGAGACGUUAGAGAUUCGUGGUCAAAACAUGGAGAUGCUAGGAAAGACCAUGAGAGAGGCAGAGAAAAGGAUGAGCGAGACAGCAGGAGAGCAGACGCGUCAGACAGAGGAUUGCGGGACGGCCUUGGUGGAAAGGAUCGUGGCUCGAGGGAGACAACUCUGGAAAGGGGAGGAGGAAGUCGUGUUGGAAAGGAGGAUUCUGGGAGCCGCAGGGAUGACGGCGUUUCUUCUAGAAAGAGGGAGUCUCAGAUGUUGCCAGGGAUAGUAGAGAAGACAGCACAAGACAGAGACUUUAUGUCUAAAAGUCGAGACCAUGGGGAUGGAGACCGAGACAGGGAUAGGGAGCGUGGGCGAGAACCACGUGAUACCAGUAGAGACAACAGAGACGGUAGAGAGAUCAGGGAUAACAGGGACCCGAGAGAUAAUCGAGAUAGUUCCAGGGAUGGUCGGGACACCAAAGACAGUCGAGACAAUCUUGACCCUAGAUUAUCUAGGGAUGCCAGAAGUACAAGGGAAAGUAGAGAGGCUGCUAGAGAUAAAGAGCGUGAGGAAGCUUUGGAACGCUGCCGUGAACGUCAGCGUGAACGUGAGCGUGAGAAGGAAUUGAAUAAGGCCCGUGAAUAUGAACGAGAGUUACCCUCGCUGCUUUCUUUGAUGACACACAACCCUUCUGGACUUAAGCAGCCACCAUCUUGUGGUAGCAAGAACUCUGCUGACUUUCAUUCUGGGCCGAAGGGUGUUGAUAAAAUACUAGAUCGAGGCUCCGACAGAGACAGGGGUCUUGACCGAGGCUCCGACAGGGACAGGGGUGUUGACCGAGGCUCCGACAGGGACAGGGCACUUGACCGAGUGUCUGACAGGGACAGGGGCCUUGAAAGAGGUCCAGAACGAGACAGGGGACUCAGUAGAGGAUUGGAUAGAGGAUCUGACAGGGACAGGGGCCUUGAAAGAAUUCCUGAUAGAGAUAGGCCUUCUGAUCGUGAAAGAGGUUCAGACAGAGAGAGAACUCUUGAUAGGGGUUUGGAUAGAGGGUUGGGUAGGGGUCCAGAAAGAAUUGAUAGGGGAUUAGGUAGAGGUUCAGACAGAGGUCAAGAAAGGAGCAGCGAACGUGGAACAGAGAGGGGACUGGAAAGAGGUCCAGACAGAAACUUUGACAGGGUAUCAGACAGAGGGUUUGAUAGAAGUUCUGAAAGGGGACUUGAGCGUGGUCCUGAGAGGGGUUUUGAGCGAAGUCUUGAAAGAACUUCUCAUCUGGAUAGAGAGAGCAGGGACAAUCACAGUGAUCGUGAUUACCCACUUCCUCCAAGAAACAGGGAGUCGGAUGGUCGACGGCCGCCUCCUGAGGACAAGGAAUAUGACAGCCCAUUUGAGAGCAGGAGAGUGCGAGAUGAUAGAAGUCGAUAUUCUGACCAAAUGGAGAGAAAUCGCUAUGAUGAUCCUGCGCCCCAGCGUGAAGAUCCUCGUGGUUUGGUAGACAGACGUCUUGAUCCCAGGAACUUUUCAGAAGACAGACGAGGGCGUCGGGAAGGGCACAGCAGCAUGGAACCGUUACGAGGUCGUGACCCAUGGGAUGGUCGGGAGCGUGAUCCAAGAGAGAGGGACAGAGAGCAGAGAGAUAGAGAGAGGGAGAGAGAACUCCAUGAACGUGAGAGGGACCUGCGUGAACGAGAACAAGAGCGGCGAAGAGGUUAUGAACGUGAAGAGCCUCGGCCUCCAGGACCUUCGAUAAAAGGAAGGGACUGGGAGACGAGGGACUACACCGACAGCCGCCGAGAGUGGGAUGGGAGGGGCAGAAGGGGACUGCCUCCCGAGUGGGAGAAUGUACACAGAGGGGAGUGGGGAGACAAGGAAGGGCCACAUCCCAUUCCCCAUGCCAUAGAAGGGGAAUGGGGUUGCUUCCCUGGACCAGGAGCAGACUGGGCAGCAGGUGGUUGGGUGGAGGAAUGGGGUGAACGGCAGGGCGCGGGACUGGGCCCUUCGGGACGGCCACCGCCUCGAAUGUUGCCACCGCACAGGGAGGAGUCCCAGUCUCUGUUGCCAAGGGAUGAGCCAGCGCAUGAAGAUGGUACCAAAAAGUUGCAUGAAGAUACGAAGGAUAAAGAAUCGGUAUUAGAUGUUAAAGAAGAGAAGUUAGUCCUGCAAGGAACUGUUAAAGUGGAUGAGAGUCCAAUUAAAAAGCCAGGAGAAGCCCCGGAUUUGUCGGUAUCCGGCAAGAGACCUCGACCUGCUACUGACGGUGAAGCAGAUAAGCCUGAAGCGAAAAAAUUGUGUCUUGAGGAUUCCGCACCUCUCGAAGGGGAUCUCAGCGAUAUCAGUGAUGAUGAUGCAGAUGAAAUCCUCAAUCGGGAAGAUAGCGUGGAAGAGAUGGCGGUUGCAGUGGACGGUAAUGAUGUAGCCCUAGCACUGUCGCAUGGCACUGCUGAGGGGCCUUCCACACCGCUCUAUCACAGAGGCACAGAUGAGCACCCAGAACUAACAGCUGCUCGAUUGGUUGGAGAGCCUGUGACCCAGGUUCCAGCUGCGGUUCCGGUAGCACUUGGAGCCAGAGAGCCUGAGAGGGAAGCGGGAGAAAGGGAUGAGAGAUUGCCUUCCACUGUGCUUCAGGAAAUUAAUAUAGACUCUCAAACAGUGUUGAUGUCAUCCCGUAUUGAAGAACGGCAGCAGGAUGAGGAGACUAUGGACAACUUAGACUUUGAAGAAAUAUCAGAUGAAGAACUCGAUCCAGAAGAGGCUAAAACUGGUAUCGGAGAUGCGCUCGGUGUCGAUUGGGCGAGUCUUGUGGCUGAAUCUCGACCUCGCACGCGACCUGACUCAACUCCCGGUUCGGCUCGUCGACGGUGGGAAAGCCGUCGCGUGCUAGCCCGUCUCGGCGUAUCAGCCCGUUAUGGAGGAUGGGAUCUCGUGGAGGAUCUGAAAGCCAAGUACAAUGGUGUCAAACAGGAAACAGAGAAAGAUGGAAAAGAAAACGCUGCUCCUGAACCAGAGACUGGUACAGUUGCGAAAGAAGAAGUCUCAUCUCUGUCUUUCUUACAUCCGGUAGCAUCGAUUCACGUCGCCCUGCGAGAGCGUCAGGCCCGGCGUACAGCGCUGUUUGCAAGUUGUGGCCCUUACAAGCGGGCGUUAUCAGCACGGAGAGAUCUGGCAAUCAGGCGUCAGCUGUGUAAUCUGCCCGUGAAGGAGACCACAGGCGACAGCCAGCAGCCAGGCCCCGACGUUGAAAUUUACCGUCUCGGCGUGCAGUUGUUCGAGAGGAGUUUGUAAUUACAUGUGUGUAUAUUAUUCAUGUGGAUCUGUGCUUAUGUACGCAGCCAGAGUACGUUUUAGCGAGGGAAAUUGUAAAUCAUGAAUUUAUUUUUAUUUUUCUGUGAAAUGUUUAUGACCUGUUCAUUUCAUUUUUGGUUCACCUUUACAUGAGCUGGCGUAUCGUGGUAUAUGUUAUUAGUGUGUUCACACUUAGUUCACUGUAACAGUUUUUAAUGUCACAUGUAGGUACCCCAAAAAUAUUGCCACUUGCAGAGCUUGUAUGAAUAUUUGUCGUUCAAAAAGCAGUUUAAGGUUUACACGACUUUGUGAUUCAGUUCUGUCUCUAAGUAGAGUUGCCAUGGAUAGUGAUGCAGAAUGUUGCUUAAAAUAAAGGAACACAACUGCUGUGUGGAUGCACGGCGACUUCUCGGGGCACCCAAGAUCCGGUGCUUGUAUCUGAAAUGCUGUAAAAUUUCUUUCAUUUUUGUACGUGUAAUACGCUCUACUUUUUGUGUUCUGUAGCGAAACUUGUGUGUGGUCUGUUAAGUAAUAUUUAGAAUCAGUGAUUCUAAGUAUCAGACUUACACUCUUAAUUCACACUUGUCAGUAGACAAUGCGUUGUCAGAACGUGUGUCCGACAGAACUCCUCGUCUUCACCAGAGUUUUAGGGAAUGGAUCGGCCUUUUUGACGCAAGGUGACUGUAAUUGUUUUGUCCGUUUCAUUUUCAUUACUGCUCAUAUUGUGUCUUUGUGUCCAUGACAUAAAUUAGGUUCAAUAACAAUU
Zootermopsis nevadensis is the source of this 5948-nucleotide messenger RNA. RefSeq lists its product as uncharacterized. Gene Ontology annotation, cellular component: RNA N6-methyladenosine methyltransferase complex. The record is from RefSeq and is a predicted model, not a curated record. Gene Ontology annotation, biological process: mRNA modification. NCBI's taxonomy places the organism in Eukaryota, Metazoa, Arthropoda, Insecta, Blattodea, Termopsidae. Gene Ontology annotation, molecular function: metal ion binding.